This is a messenger RNA of Aedes aegypti (yellow fever mosquito), 5167 nucleotides long. RefSeq names its product titin (gene MnM). Bases 358 to 4191 code for a protein of 1277 amino acids. The transcript has 3 exons. Lineage: Eukaryota; Metazoa; Arthropoda; Insecta; Diptera; Culicidae. Gene Ontology annotation, molecular function: protein binding. The record is from RefSeq and is a predicted model, not a curated record.
CGUCCGAGGUUCAGUUCUCGACCGGUCGCGACUCUGCUCGGACAUCCUCUCGAAAGCGCGGUGAAACCUCGAAAAACCACUUGAACCCGCCGAAAACGCACGCGUCUCACGUUCCGAACCCCGUCGCAAUCUCCGUCGCGAUCGAUCCUUCUCACCGAGAAAAACCGCGGUUCGGAAAAAUUCCUCUGCCAGUGACACGACCGAGCAGCAGCAAUUGCAGAAAGCGAAAAAUGGCGCCCCUUGGCCUGUGCUAGUGAUUAGCAAAUCACUUCGAUUUAAGAGUGUUGAAGUCGUGAAUGCAAUCCGAUUGUGUUUUUUUUUUUGAGGGGGGAGGGACAGUGAUCAUCACUACGAGGGAUGGGAAAUCAACCAACGAAACACUCCGGAAAGCCGAAGAAGGCCGUCCACUGGAAGUCAGCAGAGCCGCCUUCACCCCCGGGGAAGCCUAUGCUGGUUCCUGGAACUCCGAACAAUUCGGCACCGGAUGUCGUGACGCUUCGAUGGAAACGGCCCACCAGUGAUGGCGGGUCGCCAAUUCUCGGCUAUAUAAUUGAACAUCGGCGAACAGGAUCGCCACACUGGGUUCGUGCCUCUGCUCAGCUGAUCCAGGCCACUGAGCUGUCCUUGAGUGGACUCGAACCAGGGUGGCGUUACCAGUUCCGGGUAACGGCUCAAAAUAUCGUUGGACAAUCGGAUUGCAGUGAAUUAUCCGAUCCGUUGACGGUGACCCUACAAAGGGCGGCCAUUGCUCCACCACGGUUCGUUCAAGAACUGUACGAUACAACUGCCAUCGAAAAUGAGAAAAUUGAAUUCCGAGUCUCGGUUGCCGGAAGUCCUGCGCCACAGAUCGGCUGGUAUAAGGAUGGGUUCGAGAUAUUCAGUAGUCGGCGAACGAAGAUCAUUACCGAAGCGGACUUGAGCAUACUUGUGAUCCAUCAGGCAGCGUUGACGGAUGAAGGAGAGUUCAAAUGCACUGCAACGAAUCGCGCAGGUCACGCUGUAACCAUAUGUAGUCUAUCUAUCGACGCGUAUCCUAAGAUACGUCUUCCUAGACAGUACGAAGAAGGCUUGAUUGUUGAAGCCGACGAAGUAAUACGUCUUAAAGUAGGUGUAGCCGGUCAACCUACUCCAAUAGUCGAGUGGAGCCACAACGGUGAACUCAUAGAAAACGGUGGUCGCUACGAGAUCGAAACCAACGACAAGAACUCGUCCCUUCGAAUCGCCAACGCCCAAAGAAGUGAUCGUGGCGAAUAUAACCUGCGGGCGUUCAACAAGCUAGGUGAAGACUACGCAUACUUCUUGGUAACUGUCACAGCUAAGCCAGAACCUCCGAGCAAAGUUCAGAUCAGCAUCGGUCUUAGCAAAGCCAUCACCCUCAGUUGGUCUGCCCCUGAAGACGACGGUGGCUGCAAGAUCGGUAACUACAUAGUAGAAUACUAUCGAGUCGGAUGGGAUGUCUGGCUCAAGGCAACCACCUGUCGACAACUCACCACUACCCUCAGUGGACUCUUCGAAGGUUCCCAAUACCGAUUCCGAGUGAAGGCAGAAAAUCCGUACGGCCUGAGUGAACCUUCCGAAGAAUCCGACACGCUCUUCAUUCCGGAUCCGAAGCGCGGAAUCAACAGUGCCACGCAAAUUCCGGAACCCGCACCCCCAGAAGACGAACCCACCCCGCAAGCCAUCCCUCGUAAACGCCGAGACGUUUCUCACUCACCAACCAGGGAAGCCGAACAUAUCAAGAAGGUGAAAGCCUUCACCCCGGAAACUUACAGCCGGGACGAAAUCGUCCGCGAAAUGUCCUACGGAACUCGGGACGAAGACUUCUUCCAACCGAAGCAAUCCACCGAAGCACCACCCAAACCACCAGCCGUCGUUAUCACCGAACCAGCACCAACACCCAAGCAAGAACCCACCCCGCCUCCAUCUCCAAAACCGCAACGACCCCAAUCGUUCCCAUCCCCACUGAAAGCGAUGGAGAAAUUCUCCAAGGAGGCCAGUCCACUCUUCAGUCGGCCGUCCCCAUCCCCGUCGGACAAUCAGCUGUCCCCGCAGCCGAUCUCGCAGCCGACGUCCCCAUCCGACGGUGCCAAGUCGCCGACCAUGCACAACAGCAGCGAGUUCAUGCUGGUCCUGUACAACGAACCGGAAGCGAAAAAUAAUACACGAAACUCAACCUUCGAUUUUGAGCUGGAGGACCUGGCAGCUCCGCCACCCCCGCUAUCUCUGUCGGCUCCGGAGCUAAACGUGGAACCACCACCAGCCCCGAGAAUGCGCCCUGCAGUCAGUUCCACGGAGUUGCUCUACGAGCGGGCGAUGGCACGAUUCUACCAAGCAGUCGCCAUGGAGGAAACUGAAAACCAACGCAAGGAAGCCGAACGGAGAAGAAGCAUAAGCGUUGUCGAGACGCAGCAUCAGCAGCAGCAGCAACAACUACAGCAGCAACCAGAAACAGCGGGAGUGGUGAGUCGGGUGUCGGAUCGCAGGAGCAGCCUUCGACGGCGUCUGUCUGGGGAUAAGGAAACGAUCGUCAAGCAGUCUAGUUUCGAAUCGCAACAUUCCAGUACCGUGGAUGAUGUGAUACCAGAGGAGAAGGACGAGGUAGAUAAGGUAAAGGAUUUGGGUGAAGAAGCGGGAGCAGUGGCUAUGGAUAAGGUGCCGGAUUUGGACGAGGAGCUGUCAAUAUCUUCGUCAAUGGAUUCAAUGCUGGAGGAGUUGAAGCGGAGGGAGUCGGCACGAUCGAGUCGAUCGAGGAUAAUGAGUGAUGACGAAGAAAUGGAGACGUAUCAUCCGGGACCGAGAGUAAUGUCUCCGUACAGGAAUCCUGAUCCAAGCCAGGCCGUUCAAGUGUUAACGAAGCCAUUACCGAUGCCGGAUCCGAACUUUGUUCCGAAGCCUAUUUUGAAACGACCGUCAACAGAGAUCUUGACUAAAGACGAGAAAGAGAAAAAGGUUGCUCCGAGUAAACCGGAGCGCAAGAGUUUGUCCAAUAUCUUUGACCGCAAGUCUCCGGCGAAAGAAGAGCGGAAGCCAAGUCCAAUUCGAACUGCUCCUCAGGUGGAGAAGGAAAAGACACCCGAAGUAGAGGAGAAGAAACCGGAACCACCACAGUCUCCAGAGCCUUCAAGUGAGAAGCAAGCACCUACGGGUCAGGAGAUCAACACAGCAAUCAAAUCGGAAGCUGCUCGUCAGAGACGAUUGGAAUCUAGGCAGAGCUCUAUCGAAGAGUCUAGGGCAGUGGCUGAUUUCUACAGCGAAAUCGUCCAGCAAGUCGAAACUGCCAAGAAACCCCGUCAGUUGCCUUUGUACAUGAACCCGGACGAGGCUCGUAAAUUGAAUGAACGAGGGCGUUCUCGGGAGACUUCGUAUGAACGGUUAGUUGGGUCUCGCUCUGGAUCAAGGUCUCCCAUGCCUCCGGAAGAAACCCAUCGGGCUCAAAAAUCUCGGUCGCCUUCGCUGACUUCAGAGCAAACUAUAACGAAAGGAAAACCUGCACGGGAGAGCCGUAUUCUUCGGCAGCGAUCGGCCUCGAUCGACAACGACACCAGCCGACCAUCGUCCGCGAUGAAAGAGCAUCCUCCAAUGCCACAGACUCAACCGGAAACUGCAUUUAACUCUAGCGGAGCUAUCGAAGAACCAACGAGGCGCAGUCGACCAUUGCGUGAGUCUACAGCGAUCGCCAAGAAGCGAAAUGUUUCUCAGACACGCUCCCGCAGCAGUUCAGGAGUUCGCGAUGGAGUUGCAACUCCGGAAAAGACUCCAAUGGACGUAGCUAGGCGUGCACGACUUCGUAGUGCUUCCAAGUCCCCUGCGGCACUACAGCGAACUCCCAUAGCUGAGCCACUUCCAGAACCACCGAAGCCACCGCUAACUCCUUCAGUCGCUCCAACGCUUCCAGUCACUUCAACGCCUUCAGUUCCACCAACGCCUUCAACCCCUGUUGAACAACCGAAACCGCAAGAGCAACGAUCCCGCUCACAGUCCCAGGCUCCUGAAUCACCCCCUGCAGAAACCACUUACCAAUCCACUGUAUCCUACCUAACGGACGUGGCACUGUUUGCCCUCGCCUGUUGGUUAUACCUCUUCAAGAACCCCAAGCUAGCGAUCCCGAUCAUCGUACUGAUCAUGUACCGCCACAUUAGGGAUGCCCUCCGGCAUCGGAUGCCACCGUGGAUGAAGCGAACCCUGAGCUAAUCGAGCAUAAGGCCAUCUCAGCUGACAAGCAAUCUGAUGAAAGACAUAAUCUCAAUAGCAGCAGAGAAAAAACUGAAGCAGAAGGAUAUUUUUAGCAGGUCUGAAUAAUCUGAUUCUCUUGUUUGGAUACUUUUACUAUCUAUCUAUAUUGUCUUAUUCUAAUGGGGCACGAAACGAUAUUUUCCUGCACUCGCACUUUGUUUACCGCAGAAGAAGAAGAAUAAUAUUUAUCGUUUUUUGAAUCUCUUUUUAUAAAAAAAAUAUUGGAUUACAAAGAGACUUCUCAUGAACGCGACCAAAUAUUUUGUGAGAGAACGAUCAGCUGUCAUGUUUGACAGUGGCGGUUCCUUAUGCGGAACCGAACCAACCGAUAAAUUUUGAUUAGCGUAUAGAAAAUUUUAUAAACAAAAAAAAAUCGAAAAAUACUUGCACAUUACCACAUUGAAUCGCACUCAUCGUUCACGUUUUCAGAAAUUCACGGCGCCAUAUUUGUUUACAAUGUCAUAACAAUACAAGUGUCACACCCUGCCCGAAAGAUAAUCACCCAUUUGUUCGAUGUAAUUUUACGUGUUAGUCCAUUGAUAAGCGAAACCUAUUUUUAAUCAACUUGUUUAUGUUGAAGCUUUUCAUUGUUAAAUGUGUUGAAAAUACAAAAAAAAUCUACUCACAAGCACCGACCAAACUACGAAAAUUCUUCAAUGAAUUUGCAUUACACAAGCGCACACAUACACACGAAUUCGAUUUUUUUACAAUUUCAUUUACCGAGCAUCAUGUAUUUUUGGCGACAUCCAUUGAGACAAAAUACCCCAAAAAUAAUCACCACACAAUUACCAUACCAAUUGUACAUUUCGGCACUGCAAGCCAUGUGAGAGCCAAACAAGAAAAAAAAAAUACAUUGAUAGCAAACUCGAAGCCAAAGAAAGCUAGUGAAUUUGUUCUUAAAAUAAACAUUAAAUACAACAACACCGAUUUUGAA